CUCCUCCUAGUAUUUCUCUGUUAUUGCUUCUAAACCAAGACAGGAGAAAGGAAGAUAGACGGACAGACAGACAGACAGACUACGAGAGUUUUUUUUGUUGGUGUAAGAAUUUAAGAAUUAGUUUCCGCAAAUCAUGGUUUGCUGACAACGUGCUCUCCUUUACUCUCCUCAGUCCUUAUUAUUGAUUUGUGUUGUCCCUUGGACCUUUCUUCAUCGACAAUACAUCUCUCUCUCUCUCUAACCCUCUCUUAAUAAGUCUCUCUACCAACUAAACUAGUCCUUGUAUUCCAACUUUACCAGAAUAACAAACAACUUUAUAAGAAAUCUCUGCAUCAACUUCAUAGUCUUUGUUUCUUUAGCUUUUUUAGUAGUAUCGGCUAGCUUACUUUUGACAAGAGUAUAUAUCUCCUCAUGAAUAAUAGCUAGUGGGUUUUAUCUUUUAUGUCUUCAAGUGUUGAAGCAGCUUAGAAGAAAUAAAGAUUAGUAAGAGACCUUAAAAGAAGGAUACCCCAAGUUAAGAUUUCCCUUCUCACAAUGAAGACUACUACCAUGUCUUCAUCUACUUCUUCUACGAUAUCGAUUCCUACGCAAUCAUCAAACUAUGAAGAUGAAAUGUUUAUGAACAAGAAUUUGCUUUUCUCGGAUAGUGUCAAGGACUUGAGAAAUUUGAGAUCACAAUUGUACUCAGCGGCCGAGUAUUUUGAAGCAGCUUAUCCUAAUGACAAACAGAAACCAAUAUUGGUCAGCAACUUGAAAGAUUAUACUAUUAAAGCUCUUGUUAACACCGUCGAUCAUUUGGGCUCAUUAACAAAUAGAGUGAACCUUCUUGUUGAUGAGAAAGUUGAUGAAGUUUGGGCGACAAAAUUACGGGUCUCUUGCAUUGAGCAGAGAUUAAGAACAUGUCAAGCGUACAUUGAUCAUGAGGGAUUUGCUCAGCAGUCCUUAGCGAUAGCGACUCCGAAGCAUCAUAAGCGGUAUAUCUUGCCAGUUGGGGAAUCUGUUUUCUCUGCUGGGCAUACUAUAUCAGCUUAUCAAGGGAGUCGCUUAGGAGAUGAAGAUAAUUGGGAUAAGCUGAAGAAUGCUGUUCGAACGACAUUCAGAAAUGCUCCAUCAUCGUCACUUGGAAAUGUGUAUACUCCUAUCCCCACUAAACCGACACAUCAAGGACAAGCACAAGAAGAUGAAGAAAAUUCGAAAAAGUUGAACAACUUUGCAGUAAAAAAUCCCAAACCUUCUUUAGUCAGAAGUACACGUUCUCCAUCACCUACACGUAAAACACCACAACCUCCGGGGCACAAUCAUGAAAAACUGAAUAAUGUUGUUCGAGGGACACUCAAAACCCAACCAUCUUCGGCCGGAAAAGGACGUUCACCAUCGCCUACAUUGCUUUCUAUGCAACACGGUCUGUUUUCUUUCAGAGAUAAGCAAAAAGUGUCUGAUAAAGAACCAGACUCACCUCGCUCUAAAUUUCCACUCUUACGUUCUGGAUCUACCUCCGCUAGAUCGAGCCCAAAGAUUUUGAGUAGAUCUACAACUCCUAUCCCGACUAGAUCGAUCACUCCUAUCCUGAGUAGAUCAACAACUACAAAAAUCCCUUCUGGUAAUACAAGCAAACGGUGUCCUUCGGAGCCUCCGAAGUCAUUUAUAACACGUGCCUAUGCUGAUACGGACCAUCAAAAAGCCAGUGCUGAUAAGGACAACCACAGAGAUAUUGAGCAGCAUCAAAGUAAAAGCAAGCGCAUACUCAAAAACUUACUCAGUCGGCGCAAGUCAAAGAAGGCCGAUUUGUAUACCUUCUUGGAUGAAUAUUAAAAGGAACAGAUGUUCUAAACUGACAGCGGCAAAAACACUGCCAAGUUCCAUCCCGAUCGGUCCAUGGCGCCGAAAAUAUGUUCAUUUUUUAUUUGUCAGUGGCCAAUGUUUUUGAGGUGCUUUAGAAUCCGUCUGUCUAAAAGUGUUCUAAGAGGGCAGUUUAAGUGAAGCAUCAAAGUAGAUACCUUGUCUAUAGAUUGUUCUUUUAUCCUUGUUUUAAUACCCAAAUUGUACUUAACAUGUAGCUUUCUUUCGGCACAAUACCCUGACAAGUUUGGCUUUUGCAUCCCGAACACAAUUGUAUUUUAUACACGUUACGCCAGAAAUUUUGUACGAAUCAACUUAUGAAACU
Molecule: messenger RNA, 2164 nt
Organism: Papaver somniferum (opium poppy)
Lineage: Eukaryota; Viridiplantae; Streptophyta; Magnoliopsida; Ranunculales; Papaveraceae
Product: protein ABIL2-like
Exons: 14
Coding region: 535-1812 (425 amino acids)
Source: RefSeq, a predicted model, not a curated record